AUGCCAUUCAUACACCCCGCUCGGCUGGAUCCGGAUAGCAACGGCCUAGGAACACCUGCCAAUGUGGAUGUGAUGAGCGCAACACACUUGUCAAAAUCAAAAUCCCGGCUAGGGUCAAAAUCGAAAAGAUAUGACCUGGGAAAGAGGAGGCGUGGAAGAACCAAUCUGGGAGACCGUGCAAGGGAUGCCCGUCUCAAUGCUCUCAAGCGAGCAGCACGUCGUACAUCCAACUCCAAAGUUGCGCCGUUGCUUGCCUCUCGUAGCAGGUUAGUCCUCUCUAGUCAGCACCCCGUACAGCCACAGUUUGGAGGAAUUGAGGCGAAUGAGGAAGUGGAGAUGCUCCCAUGGUCUUUUACUGUCCAUCUCUUUGCAAUUGGAUCUGUCACUAACUAUUCAUACCCCUGUAGAAAAGGUAGUGCUGGGAUCCCGUUGGUGAUGGCAGAUCAGCCGGAAGCCUCGACGGGCGAGCAGAGUUCCACGGCCGUCACCGAUCAAGCCAAUUGCACAACUAGUGGGACUUAUUCCAUAAUCCCAUAUUUGGAUUCUUUAGCUAACAGUCGUCUAGCCGCCCAGAACGAAAGCACACAGCCUGGGCAAUCCCAAAACGAAUAUGCUCCAACAGAAUGGAUAGUGCCUGAUAUCUAUUCAGAUCCAUUCAGCGCCCCUUUAUUCACAGAUAACUCGGAUUCUUUCAUGAUGUCGCUUGAAGCGCCACAGAACUUUUGGCCCCCUUUGCCUGAAUUUAUUAAAACCCCACCUGAACACUUCAGACAAGGCCACAUCAUGUUCCUCCUAGCAGAAGGCGCUUUGACCCUCCCGAGCGUGUCCCUUCAGCAUGCUCUCGUCGAAGCAUGGGCGGAAUUUGCAUAUCCCUAUAUGCCUUUGGCUCACAUUCAUGAUUUGUUGAAUACAAUCCACAACCCGAACAGCUCAGGGCAGCGUAUUAGCCUCUUAUUAUAUCAAGCCAUCUUGUUUGCCGGUUCCGCCUUUGUCGAUACUAAGCACUUAAGACAGGAAAACCACGGUUUCUCAAGCAGGAGAGAUGCUAGAAAGGAACUAGCCCGGCGGGUAACACUGUUGUAUGAUUUGGAAUAUGAGAGAGAUAAAGUCACUCUCGUCCAAGUAGCACUGCUAAUGUCAUCCUGGUCUGACAUGCCGCACGCUAACAAAGACUCAUGGCACUGGCUGGGUGUGGCAAUCUCGAUGGCAUAUGCCGUUGGAAUGAACAACCAAUCGACUAUACUUGUUCAACCGCCCCGGGAGCAGAGGCUUUGGCGGAGGAUCUGGUGGUCAUGUUAUUCCAGGGACCGGUUCCUUGCUCUUGGGCUCCGAAGACCGAUGCGAAUCAAUAACGAAGAUGUUACUGUUACUGGACUGGAGCUGAAUGACUUUGAGCUUAACGUGCUGCCCGACAGCAACACCAUCAUUAGAUCGCGAAAUACACCACUUCGGGACCUAAACCAACAGCUCCAAUUGGUGGACCUAUUCAUAUAUCGGUCUCGCCUAUGUGCUAUUGUUGCGUCAGUUCUCCACGUUCAAGAUGCACAUGAUAAGUCAAUGUCUGCCAUGAUGGCUAUCAACUCAAAAUGGAGCCAGAAGCUCGAUCAUGAUUUCUCACAGGCGGAGGCUGCACUGAACAAUUGGAAACACUCAUUGCCGAGGUCGUGUGAGGACCGUCCAGCAGAGCAGGUUGAACUUGAUAAUGGAAGCGCGACAAUCGCAGUUCAACGCACUCAUCUCCACAUGACAUUCCAAACGAUUCUUUAUUCUCUUCAUCGACCAAGGUUUCUCCCCACGUCACCGAAACUGCUUACUCCGGCAAACAAGCGGCCAAAGUCGAACUCAGUCCACCAAAUACGAAAUUCCGCAGUGCAGAUUACCCGAAUAGCAAAGAAUCUAGGUGAGAUGCACCUCGAUAGGUUCCUACCUGUCUCGGGAGUCACAGUUAUUUUUCCCGCGAUGGUGAUCAGUCUAUUGGACAUGAAGAGCCGUGAUGCAGGCGUGCGGCAGGCGGCGACAGAGCGAUUCUCGACGUGUAUGCGGGUGAUGGAGACGUUGCAAGAAACGUACAUUGCAGCGGAUUCUACCAUAAAUUAUUUUAAAAUGGCUCUUCAGAAGGCAUCCAUCAGCCUUUCGACUGCUAUGGGCCAUCCCAAGGUUGAGCCAGAAACAAAAGAUAUCAUUCCUACAGCAACAACACCCAAUACUUUUGUGGACCCGACAUCUCUAUCCAUGCCUGGCUCUACACCAUCGAUUGAUUUCUCGAUGGAUAACUCUCUUUUGGGCAGUAUUGGCAAAUAUAAAAGUGGGAUAGACACACCGGAUAAACCUCAUAUAUUGGAUUCCAGCCAGGAUGUGACAAAAAAUAUGCUGGAAGACAACCAGUCACCAGCUAAUCUUCUACUGAAGAACGAGGCAGGCAGAGAGCUUGAAUAUUUGUUCAGCGGCUGGCGAGAUUUUCCCCAUCACUGGGGAGCUGGAAGCUUUGACGAAGCGAUAGAAGGAAUUUUGGAGUCUGCAGGUGCUUGA
Messenger RNA from Clonostachys solani, 2529 nucleotides. The record is from the annotation of a GenBank genome assembly. Lineage: Eukaryota; Fungi; Ascomycota; Sordariomycetes; Hypocreales; Bionectriaceae.